Messenger RNA from Capsaspora owczarzaki ATCC 30864, 1274 nucleotides. RefSeq lists its product as hypothetical. Lineage: Eukaryota; Filasterea; Ministeriida; Capsasporidae. The record is from RefSeq and is a predicted model, not a curated record. The transcript is spliced from 3 exons. Bases 9 to 1259 code for a protein of 416 amino acids. Gene Ontology annotation, molecular function: peptidyl-prolyl cis-trans isomerase activity; protein binding.
CUCUUGCCAUGCUACCAAACACUCGCGUCUCGUUCAACUUUGAAGUCCGCGAUGCCCAGACGGGCGAAAUCCUCGACACGACCUUCCGCGCAGAGGACGGCUCCAGCUCGACUGCGCAGCGCCCAAAGCACACGCUGCCGCCAUUCACACUCCAGACUGGACGCGGAUUCGCACUGCCGGAAUGGGAGGACACGGUCUCUGCCAUGGCUGUCGGCGAGCGCCGCGUGUGCAAGUUUGAUGGAAAGAAUGUCACUACCGUAUAUGCUCAAAUCUCGUCCCUGCUUCACGACCAGCGCAAGCACGCACGCAAUCCACACGCGCAGCGACGCCGUGGAGUCGACGAGGAUGACGGCGAAGAUGAGGAGUUUGACACGGACGAGGAAAGCUUGGAUGGAGAAGCAGAAGCAGCGCCGGUCGCCACUCAGAGCUACGUGCCGCACACAUGCUGCGGUGCGGGCUGGGAGCGGCUGGCGGAACAAGCGGAAGACAUGAGUCGGUUCAAAGGCCGCGAUCUCGAGUUUCAGUUUGAGGUGCUUUCUGUUCAGCAGCCGGGCGAGUACGAGCCUGCCGACUGGGAAUUGUCCCUGGACGAGCGGGCGGCACUCAUUCCACGCCUCAAAGAUGCCGGCAACGCUGCAAUGGCACAUCCCGAGACGUGCGCCGUCGCGCUGGCCAAGUACGCGCGGGCACUGGAGCUCGUGUCGGAUUUGAAGCUUUCGUAUGUGCAGCGCGAGCGGUUGGAGCACCAUCACGCGCACCAGCCUUCUAGCGCUUCUAGUGCUUCUAGUGCUUCUAGUGCUGCCGUCUCCGAUCCGGCUCAGGCAACCACUCCUGCGGCCUCUCUGCCAGGUGCGAGUCUUGUCAUUGCACUCGCAAGCAAGCACCGCCCGGUUCAAUCGCCGCUACUGGAGCUUCCCGCCAGCCUGCUGCGGCUUGACGGCGAAGCCUUCGCAACAGAGCUCCCCUGUCUACUAAAUUCGGCCUUAGCGUGUCUCAAACUCAAGCAAUAUGAAGAGGCCGAGCGACACGCCGACAAGGCGCUCACGAUCGACCCAUCCAACGUCAAGGGGCUCUAUCGCCGCGGCCAAGCGCGUCUCCUCCGUGGUCGGGAUCCAGAGCUCGCUCUGCAAGACUUUGAGAAGGUGCUUCUUCUGGACUCCAGCAACGCCGACGCCCGCAAAGGCAAGGAGACGGCUCUCCAAAUUCUAUCCAAAUCUGCCAAGCGGGAGCAGGCCAUGUAUUCUAAAAUGUUCAAAUAGACUGAGAAUGAGGUG